Messenger RNA from Benincasa hispida (wax gourd), 5647 nucleotides. Its product is annotated as ATP-dependent RNA helicase DEAH12, chloroplastic-like. Gene Ontology annotation, cellular component: intracellular anatomical structure. NCBI's taxonomy places the organism in Eukaryota, Viridiplantae, Streptophyta, Magnoliopsida, Cucurbitales, Cucurbitaceae. The record is from RefSeq and is a predicted model, not a curated record. Gene Ontology annotation, molecular function: helicase activity; zinc ion binding; RNA binding.
GAGAAGGUAGGUAGAAGACGAGAAAUCACAAGUCGCAAAAUUUCUUCUUCUUCUUCUUCUUCUACUAGCUACGAAAAAGUGAAACGCAGUGACCUUCAAGACUCCCAAAGUCUUCAACCGCAAGAACACGAAGAAGCCAUAAUCGUCCAACGCAGUCACGACUCAAAACCACUCUUACCGAGGAACUCGAACAGGGUUUUCUCUCUCUUCCAUGCCACCAUGGAUUCUUCUUCUUCCACCGUCUUCCGCCCACCGGAUUCUUCCCUCAGAUGUACUCGACCUUCCAACGUAAACUACUUGCCGCGUUCACCCAAUGGCUCCUCCACCACCCCUGGCUUUCCUCUUCAAUUUCGGAAGUUUUCCGGACAACAAACCACCCCAAACCGCGCGCAUUUUGUUAUUGACCUUGUCUUGGACCACCGUGGUGUUUUCAAAUGUUCUAUUGAGGAUUUAAUCGCUAAAUGCAACUCCAAGCCGGAUAAUUUUAUUGUCCCCCAGGCUGGUUCUGUUUCUGCGUUUUUGUAUUUCAAGCAGUGGGUUUCUGCACUCGAGACUAUGGUUGGGCUGUGGGAAUUGCGCCUUGAUGGCCUUCAUGAUUUCACUCCUAUUCUCAAACCUAGGAAUAAUUUGCCCUCUGAUUUUGAGGAACUCCAUGAUCGACUUCGGACCCUCUUUGCUGAACGUAUCAAGCGUCUCAUGGAUGGCGAGAAGGUUCGACAUUGGCAAAACAAACACGAUCUUGUUAUGGAUGAGAUCGAUAGAAUUUCGGAUUUGCUUCGGAGGCCCCUUCGUAUCGCCGCUGUGUUUGAACUCAAAGAAAAGAAGAAGGGGCUUCUUAUCGAGAAGAAAUCAAUUACGAUGAAGAUCGAAGAGUUUAACUCUGCUAUGCGUGACAUUCUGGAUUAUGUGGAAGGAAAGAAACUGGAAACAUCAGGUUCCGACGACGUGGGGGUUUUUACAUUUGAUGAGACAAUUAACUGGAACCGGAUUCAUAGCUUGAUUUUGAGAGAAUGCCGCAGACUCGAGGAUGGUUUGCCCAUGUAUUCCUGCCGCCAGGAAAUCCUUCGGCAAAUGCAGUGUCAACAGGUAAUGGUGUUGGUUGGAGAGACAGGGUCAGGAAAGAGCACACAGUUGGUUCAGUUUCUUGCUGAUUUUGGACUUUCUGCUUCUAAGUCAAUUGUGUGUACACAGCCUCGCAAGAUAUCUGCUGUUUCCCUUGCCCAUCGGGUGAGGGAAGAAAGUCAUGGGUGUUAUGAUGAUGAUGAUUAUAUAAGCUGUUAUCCAUCAUUUUCAUCUGCUCAACAGUUCAAAUCUAAGAUAAUAUACAUGACGGACCAUUGUUUACUGCAGCACUACAUGAAUGAUAAGAAGCUUUCUGAUGUUUCCUGUAUUAUAAUUGAUGAGGCUCACGAAAGAAGUUUGAAUACUGAUCUCCUUCUGGCAUUACUCAAGAGUUUACUCAUGGUGAGAAUUGACUUGCAUCUUAUUAUUAUGUCUGCAACAGCCAAUGCAGACCAACUAUCAAAGUACUUUUUUGGAUGUGGCAUCUUUCAUGUUCCAGGGAGGAACUUUCCUGUUGAUAUUAAAUAUGUUCCUUCUUCCGAUGAAGGCACUUCAGGUUCUAGCAUUGUUGCUUCAUAUGUUACUGAUGUUGUAAGAAUGGCGUCUGAGAUUCACUGGCAAGAAAAAGGAGGGACUAUUCUUGCAUUUUUGACUUCUCAGAUGGAAGUAGAAUGGGCAUGUGAAAAUUUUCAUGCUCCUGGUACAGUCCCCUUGGCAUUUCAUGGUAAGCUAUCCUUUGAUGAACAAUUUCGUGUUUUCCAGGACCAUCCUGGAAAGAGAAAGGUUAUUUUUGCCACAAAUCUUGCAGAGACAUCAUUGACAAUUCCUGGGGUCAAGUAUGUUAUAGAUCCUGGUUGGGUCAAAGAUAGCAAAUUCGAACCUGGAAGUGGUAUGAAUAUUCUUAAGGUCUGCAGAACCAGUCAGAGUUCUGCAAAUCAACGAGCUGGUCGUGCAGGUAGAACAGAACCUGGAAGAUGUUAUAGACUGUACACAGAGUCUGAGUUUGAGCUAAUGUCUCCUAAUCAUGAACCUGAGAUUCGUAAGGUUCAUCUGGGUGUUGCAAUAUUGAGAAUUCUUGCCUUGGGUGUGAAGAAUGUGGAUGAUUUUGACUUUGUGGAUGCUCCCAGUGCUGAAGCUGUUGAAAUGGCCAUCAGAAAUCUCGUCCAGUUGGGAGCUAUUACACUGAAUAACAAGGUUUAUGAAUUAACAAAUGAAGGCCGCAAUUUAGUAAAGUUAGGUAUUGAGCCACGCCUUGGCAAGUUGAUUCUUAGUUGCUUUGAUUGUCGUGUUCGUAGAGAGGGUGUUGUACUUGCUAUUUUAAUGACGAAUGCUAGUAGUAUAUUUUGCCGAGUUGGUAGAGUCGAAGAUAAAUUAAAAUCUGAUUGCCAGAAAGUUCAAUUUUGCCACCCUGAUGGUGACCUUUUCACUCUGCUUUCAGUUUAUAAACAAUAUGAAGCUUUGCCAAAGGAGAGGAAAAACAAAUGGUGUUGGGAGAACAGCAUUAAUGCCAAAACUAUGAGAAGAUGCCAAGAUGCUAUCUUGGAUUUGGAACGUUGUCUCAAACAAGAACUUCACAUUAUCAUUCCAAGUUAUUGGCUUUGGAGUCCGCUAAAGCCUUCAGACCAUGACAGAAAUCUUAAGAAGUGUAUACUUGCUUCUCUUGCUGAGAAUGUGGCCAUGUUCACUGGUUAUGAUCGACUGGGUUAUGAAGUGGCGUUGACUGGACAACAUGUUCAGCUACAUCCUUCAUGUUCUUUGCUAAUAUUUAGUGAGAGGCCCAAAUGGGUGGUGUUCGGUGAAAUUUUGUCAAUAACUAAUGAAUAUUUGGUCUGUGUAACUGCUUUUGACGUAGAUGAUUUGUUGAACCUUUCCCCUCCUCCUUUGUUUGACAUAUCUAAUAUGGAGAAACAUAGGCUUGAAGGACGAGUUCUUAGCGGCUUUGGCAAAACUCUACUUAAAAGAGUUUGUGGGAAAAGCAACAGUAAUCUUCUUUCUCUUACAUCACAUGUUCAAAAAGUUUUCAGUGAUAACUGCAUAGGCAUUGAAGUGAAUAUCAAUCAGAAUGAGAUUAUUUUGUUUUCGAGAACAGAGAACAUGGAUAAUGUGUGUCAUUUUGUAAAUGAUAUAUUGGAGUAUGAAAGGAAGUAUUUGUUGAAUGAGUGCAUGGAGAAAUGCUUGUAUCAUGGAAAUGGUGGCUCGACUCCCAUAGCUUUGUUGGGUGCUGGUGCUAAAAUAAGACAUCUGGAGCUUGAUAAGAGAUAUUUGACUGUUUAUGCAUAUCGUUCGAAUGUGGACACCAUUGAUGAUAAGGAGUUUUUUAUGUCUCUUGAGAAAUUUGUAUCUGGUACAGUUUGUGGUAUUCAAAAAGUUUCAAGUUCUGGACAGGAUGUCGAUGACAAAGAAAGAGGACAUAGAAUAACAUUUCUUACUCCUGAUGCAGCUGAAAAAGCUUCUAAGCUUGAUAGUGAUUCUUUUUGUGGAUCCUUGGUGAAGAUAAUGCCUUCGCAGCUAACUGCUGGAUGUGAUAAUAAACUGUUCACUUUUCCUCCUGUCAAAGCUAAAGUCUUUUGGCCUCGUAGGUUGAGCAAAGGAUUUGCAGUUGUUAAAUGUAACAUUGAUGAUAUUGGAUUCAUUCUUAAUGAUUUCUCUCACCUAGUGAUUGGGGAUAGGUUCUUACGUUCUGAACCGAGCGUAAAGUACAAUAACUGUGUUACUAUUAGUGGAAUUGACAAAGAGCUGUCUGAAGCUGAUAUUUUAAAUGUUCUGAGGUCUGCAACAGACAGGAAAAUUUUGGAUCUUUUUCUGGUUCGGGAAAAUGCUGUUGACAACCCUCCAGUUAAUUCUUGUGAAGAAGCUCUGCUGAAAGAAAUUUCUCCUUUUAUGCCUAAAUCAAACCCUCACGUCAAAUGUUGUCAUGUUCAAGUUUUUCCACCUCAACCCAAGGAUUUUUACAUGAAAGCUGCGAUAACUUUUGAUGGAAGAUUGCACUUGGAGGCAGCAAAAGCUUUGGAGUUUUUGGAAGGAAAAGCACUGCCUGUAUGUCUUCCAUGGCAGAAAAUAAAGUGCCAGCAGUUAUUUCAUAGCACUUUAUCCUGCACCAUCCCCAUAUAUAGAGUGAUAAAACAUCAACUGAAUUCCGUACUUGAAAGCUUCAGGAGGAUAGAUGGUGUGGAAUGCACUCUUUCUCAAAACGUCAAUGGUUCUUACCGAGUGAAGCUAUCUGCCAAUGCUACAAAAACACUAGCUGAGCUGAGACGACCGGUGGAAGAGCUUCUGAGAGGGAAGAUUAUAGAUCAUGCUAGCCUGACUCCAACUGUUCUGCAGCACCUGGCCUCUAGAGAUGGUUUUGAUCUAAUAAAUUUUUUACAGCGGGAAAAUGGAGUCUACAUUCUCUUUGACAGGCAGAGACUUAGUCUACGGAUUUUUGGUGCUCCUGAUAAGAUAGCUGAAGCUGAGCAGAAGUUGAUUCAAUCUCUCCAGACCAUUCAUGAAAGCAAACAGCUCGAGAUUCACCUUCGAGGCAAAUCUUGGCCUCCCAACCUCUUGAAGGCAGUGGUUGAGAAGUUCGGUCCGGAUCUCAAUGGCCUUAAACAAAAGUUUCCGGGGGCUGGAUUUACAUUAAAUACUCGGCUUCAUAUUUUAUAUGUGCACGGUAGUAAGGACUUGAAGCAGGAAGUUGAAACUAUCAUUUUUGAGCUUGCAAAAAUGAGUGGUGGUUCAGUUGAGAGGGCAGACGAUGCAGAUGCUUGUCCAAUUUGCUUAUGUGACAUCGAAGACGACAGGUUUGAGCUUGAGGCUUGCGGACACCAUUUUUGCCGACAAUGCCUUGUGGAGCAGUUUGAGUCCGCCAUAAAAAACCAGGGAAGAUUCCCAGUAUGUUGUGCCAAACAGAAAUGUGGUUCUCCUAUUUUACUUGCAGAUAUGAGAACUCUGUUGUCGAGCGAGAAGUUGGAGGAACUGUUCCGAGCUUCACUGGGAGCUUUUGUUGCUUCUAGCAACGGUGCCUAUAGGUUUUGCCCAUCUCCUGACUGCCCCUCUGUUUACCGAGUGGCCAGCUCUGAUAUGUCUGGAGGGUUAUUCAUUUGUGGAGCAUGCUACUCAGAAACUUGUAAUAGGUGCCAUUUGGAGUACCAUCCUUUCCUGUCGUGCGAACAGUACCGGGUGUUUAAGGAAGACCCAGAUUCGUCACUGAACGAGUGGCGGAAAGAUAGAGAGAAUGUCAAGAACUGCCCGGUGUGCGGGUACACGAUCGAGAAGAUGGAUGGGUGCAACCACGUUGAAUGCAAGUGUGGAAGACAUAUAUGUUGGGUGUGUUUGGAGUUUUUUGGUAGCAGCGAUGAAUGUUAUACCCACUUGAGGAGCAUUCAUAUGACCAUCGUUUGAGCAUGUUUACUUUUGUGAAUAAAUAUGUAUAAAAUAUGUAUUAUUAGGUUUGUUGGGCGUAAAUAAUAUUAUUACACAGUACAAUGCGUAAGCCAAAUGGGUAGUUCAUCAUAUAUGUACAUAUAAUUAAAUUGUAAAAUAUGUUUAGCCAGGCGUUUACCCUUCCUUUCCAAUUAAUAUAACAUAUAUAAAUUAUUACUUA